Coniosporium apollinis CBS 100218 is the source of this 1464-nucleotide messenger RNA. RefSeq lists its product as uncharacterized. Gene Ontology annotation, biological process: ammonium transmembrane transport. The coding region runs from base 1 to 1464 and encodes 487 amino acids. Gene Ontology annotation, cellular component: plasma membrane. NCBI's taxonomy places the organism in Eukaryota, Fungi, Ascomycota, Dothideomycetes. Gene Ontology annotation, molecular function: ammonium channel activity. The transcript is spliced from 4 exons. The record is from RefSeq and is a predicted model, not a curated record.
AUGGCAGAAGCCACUCCGGUCCCCGUAACAGAAUGGCCUGACUACAACGCGAAUCGCAAUGGCGGCGAUCCGCUCACUCAAGACUUGAACGCCCUCUACGACAAGGGCGACCUCUGCUGGAUCCUCGUCUGCACGAUCAUGUGCUGGCAAAUCACGCCCGCAAUCGGCUUCCUCUACGCCGGGAUGCACCGGCAGAAAGCCGCUCUGACCAUGAUAUUCCAGUCUCUAUUCUGCGCCUGCGCGUGCGGGAUCCAGUUCUGGGUGUACGGCUACUCGCUCUACCAGUCGCACACCACUGGCCCUUUUCUCGGAGACCUGAGCUUGGCAGGCCUGCACAACGUGCUGGCGUAUCCCUCGCUCGCAAACUCGGAUAUUCCUGAUAUCUUGUAUGCGUGCUUCGGGUUCACGUUCGUGACGGCGACGGCGAUGAUUCUGGCGGGAGCGAUGUUGGAACGGGGGAGGUUGUGGCCGAGUAUGCUGUUCUUGCUGUGCUGGACGACGUUUGUGUACUAUGUCCUCGCCUACUUCGAGUGGAACCCCAAUGGCUGGCUCUACAAGCUGGGGGUCUACGAUUACGCCGGAUCCGGCCCCGUCCACAUCGCCUCCGGCUUCAGCGCGCUCGCCUGGUCUCUCAUGCUCGGCCGGCGCGCAGAUCCCAAGGGCGAGUCCCUGCAUAAGCACAUGGUGCAUUUCCGGCCGCACAACCCCUUCCUGGUCGGCCUGGGCACCGUCUUCAUCUGGUUCGGCUGGUUUGCGUUUAAUGGUGCCAGCACCGCGAACCUGAGUAUCCGCAGCAUCUACGUGGUCGUGAACACCAACCUCGCGGCAUGUGGAGGCGGGAUUGCAUGGGUGCUGCUGGAGUACUGCUAUGUGAAGAAAUUCAGCAUCGUUGGGUUCUGCUCGGGGAUUAUUUCGGGGCUUGUGGGCAUUACGCCUGCUGCUGGGUUUGUACCCGUCUACGUCGCCGCUCUCGUCGGCGCUUUGGCCUCCUGUUGCUCCUUCUUCACCGUAAAAUACAAAUACCUCAUCGGCAUCGACGAAGGCCUCGACAUCUUCGCCAUCCACGGCGUGGGCGGUUUCGUCGGCGACAUCCUGACCGGGUUCUUCGCCGCUUCCUUCGUGCCAGCGCUUGACGGCGUAUCCGGCACCAACUACGCCGGCGGCUGGUGGAACCGCAACUGGAUCCAGAUGGGGUAUCAGCUUGCUGCGGCGACCACGUGCGCGGUGUGGAGCUUUACGAUUAGUUGUAUAUUGCUGUUUGUUAUCAAUAGGAUCCCCGGGAUGCAUCUCAGGGAGAGCGAGGAGGAUGAGCUGAAGGGGCUGGAUUUUAAGUAUUUGAGCGAUGUGGAGUUUCAGAGGAUGAGUGUUGAUCUGAGUAACUAUGGGAUUGUGACGCCGGCGGUAGUUGGAAGCGGAUCCAGUGCGAGUCGGGAGGAGGUCCAGCUGGAGCAGAAGAAGGAUUGA